GUGAUAAUUAUGCUAUAGGUGAUACAGAAUCAGAAGACUUCAGACCUGAAGGUGAGCAUAACUCAGACCUGAAAUCAAAGUUUACAGAAAAUGAUGAAAUAUUUGAUAUUAUCAAUAUAUAUAACUACUAG
Molecule: messenger RNA, 131 nt
Organism: Funneliformis mosseae
Lineage: Eukaryota; Fungi; Glomeromycota; Glomeromycetes; Glomerales; Glomeraceae
Source: the annotation of a GenBank genome assembly